AAAAGUCAAGAGGCAAAGGUUUUCUUUAUUUGUGAAAUCGAAAGCUGGUUUGAUUGUUGAUUCAUUUAUUGUUCAGUAUUUGAUGGUGCUUAGAAUUGAUCAAAUCAUUUAUGGAAUUUGUUCUAAUUGAUAUAUUUAACGUUUUGUUCAUCAGUUAAUGUACGUGUUAUAUACUUUUUGGGCCAAUGAAUUCGGAGCCUAAGUGACCUGAAAAUUGUUAUUUUGUUCGUUUUUUUUGCAUAAUUUGUUAUUAACUAAGAUGGCGACGGAUAAUCUAUUGUUAAAAACGACUUCUACUGAUGUGAAAGUUCAAAUAGUUUCUACACCAAAGAAAAAUUUAACACACCUGCCUAAGAGACCAAAGGUAGAUCUAGCGUUUUCAAAUCUGAAGUACGUUGUAAAACAAGGAAAAACCGAAAAAGUUAUUUUGAGAAAUGUCAGCGGACAUAUACGUUCAGGGGAGUUGUGUGCCAUCAUGGGGCCAUCAGGUGCUGGAAAAUCAACUCUACUCAAUAUUCUGACAGGAUACAAGACGGAAGGAAUGAGUGGUCAAAUUUUAAUGAAUGAUGCUGACAGAGACUUGGGACAAUUCAGAAAAUUAUCUGCCUACAUUAUGCAAGACAAUCAACUUCACGCAAAUUUGACGGUGGACGAAGCUAUGAGUGUGGCGGCCAAGCUUAAAAUCGGCGACAAGCCAGUCCAUGAGAGAGAAGCAGUUAUCACCGAAAUUUUAGACACUCUUGGCUUAAUUGACCACAGGAAAACAAUGACUAGUGGUCUCUCUGGUGGACAAAAGAAGAGAUUAUCAAUUGCUUUGGAGCUGGUCAGCAAUCCUCCCAUUAUGUUUUUUGACGAACCCACAAGCGGGUUGGAUUCAUCUUCCUGUUUCCAGUGUAUUUCUCUUUUGAAGACUCUGGCAAAAGGUGGAAGAACAAUAAUUUGCACAAUUCAUCAACCUUCUGCCAGAUUAUUUGAGAUGUUCGACCAGCUAUACACUCUUGCUGAUGGGCAGUGUGUCUACCAAGGGUCUACAAACCAGUUGGUACCAUUCCUAGGUUCUUUAGGUCUUCAGUGUCCGGCUUAUCACAACCCAGCUUCAUACAUAAUCGAAGUUGCUUGCGGAGAAUACGGAGAUCACACCAGGAAGCUAGUCUGCGCUAUUGAUAACGGGAAGCACGAUAUUCGAGAAGGUCUUCCCUUUCCAGAAUUCAAAGUCAAUGAUGGAUUGAAUAAUGCUGAGCAAUUUGAGAAAGAUAAUUUGAAUUCAUUAAUCAUCAAUAAGUUAGCGAAGGGGUCUUCAAAUUCCUCUAACGGUACUAAUAAUAUCCUCAGUGACAGUUACAACAAUCACGAUUUGAAGGCAGCUGUGUCAGAUGGUACAGAAUUGGAAAAAGUAAAUGUGAAUUCUGCGUUGUUGAAUAAUGCGAUGCCAGUGAAACAGCCUAGGUAUGGUAACUCUGAAUUUCAGCAGUUUUUCAUAAUUCUGAAACGAGCCCUGUUGUUCAGUAUGAGAGAUUGGACGCUCAUGUAUCUGCGUCUGUUUGCCCAUUUGCUGGUUGGAGUUCUAAUUGGCGCCUUGUACUUCAAAAUUGGUAACGACGGUGCUAAAGUCUUGAGUAAUUUGGGAUUCCUAUUCUUCAACAUGUUGUUCCUGAUGUACACUUCGAUGACUAUUACCAUUCUUUCAUUUCCCCUGGAGAUGCCUGUGUUACUUAAGGAACAUUUCAAUCGCUGGUAUUCCCUGAGGUCCUAUUACUUAGCCAUCACUAUAUCCGAUAUGCCAUUUCAGACAGUCUUUUGCAUUGCUUAUGUAACAAUCGUGUACUACAUGACGGCACAACCUCCUGAUAUGCAGAGGUAUGGAAUGUUUUUGUUGGCCUGCUUACUAGUCUCGUUUGUUGCCCAGAGCGUUGGACUAGUGGUAGGAGCUGCUAUGAAUGUUCAGAACGGAGUGUUUCUAGCUCCGGUGAUGUCUGUACCUUUCCUACUCUUCUCAGGAUUCUUCGUCUCCUUCGAUGCCAUACCCAUAUAUCUCCGAUGGAUAACCUAUCUGUCUUAUAUAAGAUACGGUUUUGAAGGCACAGCCCUUGCCACUUAUGGCUUCGACAGACCCAAACUGGACUGUUUCAUCAAGUACUGUCACUUCAAAAAGCCAAAGACUACUCUCGAGGAGUUGGAUAUGCACAAUUCCAGCUAUCUGGUAGAUGUUCUUGCGCUCGUAGCGAUAUUUUUCUUCUUGAGAAUAGCCGCGUUUCUUUUUUUGAAAUGGAAGCUGAAAUCAAACCGAUAAGGAAUUUUUCAUUCAAAUUUUCGGAAAGCUGUUCCAAACUCCUUGACUGUAUAUGAAAGGGAAAGGAGUCAAUCACAUAUUUAUGAUUCCUAUUUUAGAAUGUUUGGUGAUAGUUGUUUUGCCAACUGAUGUCCCGGUAAGUUCGAAAAACAGCUUUGAGAUAUGAAAAACUUUGAAAUAAAACUAUUUGUAGAUAUUUGAAUGGAAGUUCUGCUUUGAAAUUUAAAUUUGAAAUUAUUUCUUACCGUAGUGCAAAUAAUAAUUACGAAUAGAUAUCAAUUCAAACUUUACCAUUUUUGAAUUAUGAUGAAAAAUACUUCACCAAAGCUUUUCAGCUGAAUUGAAUUGAAUUCUUCUAUUUGUGUACAGAAGUACUAACAGGACCACAUACUUCAGGUUUCAUCUUCAUAAGUCGAACUUUCAACUUAAAUUUAGAAAUCGCGAACCCAAAUUGAAAAUUGUAACCUCAGUCUCGUAAUUUUGACUUCAAAGUCAGAAUUUCUAUCAUAAUUUUGAUUUCAGAGUCAAAAUUCCUAAUUCAAAGUCAAAAUUUUGAGAAUAAAGUCAGAGUUACGAGAUUAAACCAAAAAUUUCAAGUUCAGAGUUGAAAUUAUGAAAUUCCGGAAUUACUCACUAAGCGAAGAAUAGAAACAUGUGGUCCUGAUGAAUUUUCCUGAUUUUGACAUUUUUUCAGACUAAUUCUGUGAUAUCUUCAGAGAGGACUUAUUUUUGUGGUCACGACUACAAUUUUUUAAACAUUUUCAGGAGACAUUUUGAUACCAUUCAUCUACGAAUAAACAUCACACUGUUUCAAUUAUUUGAAUAUGAAACAAUUCGAUGAGAUUUUUGUCCUCUUCAUGUAAAGUCUGGAUAAAAAGUUUUUAAUAGAUUUAACAAGGGUAUAAUACUCUCUAUCAAUACUCUUUUUUUCUCGGAGAAUUUAAUAUACCACAUAUCAUAUCAUGAAUUAUACAAGUAAAGUUUAUGUACUAUGAGCCUCGAGCAAAUAGUUAUAUUCAAAGUUACUAAUGACUAUUUUUACAUGCUUGUGCAUGUAAGUAUUAUUUUGGACAUCCCUUUAUUUAGAUUUAAAGUGUGGUAUGGUUGUAUGUUUAUAAGUAUCUGGAGUAUAACAUUUAAUAUAAGUGAUAAUUAUUGUUAAUCUAAUGGUGAUUCUUCCAUCUGUUGCAACAAAAAUGCAGAAUAGUGCCCGAGAAAAGUUUUCUUUUUUUCUCAAAAGAUCAGCAUCACAGUUUACAGGUAAGUUAAUGAACUUUAGAAAACUCCUGUCACUAUGUUCUGCUCUCUUGUGCUCAUUUUUGUAAUCAAUUAUUCAGUAAGUUUAAGAGGUUUUCUAGAGUUUUAGUGGAAUAAAAAUUGUGGAAUGCCAAAAAAGUACUCAUGAUAAGGCAAGUAUUUCUGGAUGAACGUAUAGUUCCAUUAGGAAUUGAAAUUAAACUUAAAAAUAAUAGAAUACAAUAAAACAAUCAUCAAUUUAAAGUUCAUUGCACGAAAAUCUAUAACUUAUUCAAAAUAACACUCUUGUGAGAUUUUCACUAGAUAUUUCUGUGAUGUUGAGGUGAAAAUAGAUAAAUUUAGAAGGUAUUUUUAUAUAUGUUAUGAUGAUGAUAUUUGUAUGUAUUUUCUUGUUGUGAUAAAUAUAUUUUGGACUCAUUUUAAAUUAGUUACAUAUAACUGCAUCUCCUUCAAAUGUCUCAGAAAUCAAUGAAUACAUAUAAGAAACAUUUCACAUACAUUUUAUAUGCAUGUUAUAUCAGAACCACAUAACAUGCAUGUAAGUAUAUGGAUUUACACAAUGAUAUCUCAGACACACAAAAUCCAACUAUUUUGACAAUCGACCAUAAUGAUAGAAUUUUUGUCAUAUUAAGUUUUCUGUGGCACAUAUUUUUCCUGGUUGAAAAAGUCGCCUUAAUAAUAAAAUUGGAAAAAUUUCAUAUCACUUUCAUUGUUAAUUGUAUCUUUACUUUGUAGGUCACUCACAAAAAAAAAGAA
Messenger RNA from Leptinotarsa decemlineata (Colorado potato beetle), 4303 nucleotides. Its product is annotated as ATP-binding cassette sub-family G member 1. Gene Ontology annotation, cellular component: plasma membrane. Gene Ontology annotation, biological process: transmembrane transport. The record is from RefSeq and is a predicted model, not a curated record. Gene Ontology annotation, molecular function: ATP hydrolysis activity; ATP binding; ABC-type transporter activity. NCBI's taxonomy places the organism in Eukaryota, Metazoa, Arthropoda, Insecta, Coleoptera, Chrysomelidae.